Messenger RNA from Bathycoccus prasinos, 3867 nucleotides. RefSeq names its product ATP-dependent DNA helicase RecQ. The record is from RefSeq and is a predicted model, not a curated record. NCBI's taxonomy places the organism in Eukaryota, Viridiplantae, Chlorophyta, Mamiellophyceae, Mamiellales, Bathycoccaceae. Gene Ontology annotation, cellular component: chromosome; cytoplasm; nucleus. Gene Ontology annotation, biological process: double-strand break repair via homologous recombination. The coding region runs from base 1 to 3867 and encodes 1288 amino acids. The transcript has a single exon. Gene Ontology annotation, molecular function: nucleic acid binding; ATP binding; 3'-5' DNA helicase activity.
AUGACGUCUGAUACUACUGCUAUUCUGAGAGAGAAUGCAUCUCAUCGUCGUGAUGAUGCGUUACUCGUGGAACGGAAACGAAACGAGAUUCAAAUCUGGGAGCGCGCGUACGAACGCGCGCACGAGAGAAAACCAACCAGAAAAGACGUGGAGGAAAACGAGAGCGUGAGAAAGAUGUACCGAGAGUAUAAAGAACUCGUGGUAUCGAUGACGAGCACAUGCACCACGAAGAGUAUUCAGAACAAGAAGAACAACAACAACGGGAAAGGAGGAGGAGAUUUCGAAAAUUUUCAUCCCACUGCUAAGAAGGAGGAAUACGAAAGCGACGGGGAGGAUGAAGUCAUCGAAGCGACGCCGCCGAGGAAACAACGACACAUAAAACAACAACAGCACAACAAAUCAUCAUCGUUUUUAAAGUCGUCGUCUUUGCCGUCGUCCUUGGUAUCAUCUGCAGAGAAGAAGAAAAACGCCGCGGAAGCCGCCGCGGACGAAGCUUCUCUUUUCGCUUUGAAAGAAGAAGCGAAGAAGAAAACGAAACCGUUACUAGUAGUACCACCAGCACCACCGCCGAGUUUAAUGAUGAGGAUGAAAAGUAAUAACAACAAAGGUAUUAUUGCUGGCGAUUUUUCUUCGUCCUCCUCGUUCGCGACCAUCGCGAAUAAGCAAAAGAAGAAGACAUCAUACGAGCCUUUACUUUGCGAAGAGGACGAGAGAAAUCGAGCGAAGGAAAGAUUCGGCGCAAUGAAGAGACGGGAGAUGCACGCGAUGGAAAACGUCAGUUUAACGAACGCUUUGAAAGAAGACGUCGUCGUCCAGCCGAGGAAGAAGAAGAAGUUGGUUGUUCGAGAAGAACAAAGAGCGGUCGUAGGAACAGCAGCAGCGGCAGCAGAAGAAGAAGAAAUAGAAAUAGAAAAAGAAGACGGAAACUCAGCAGCAAUGAUGAGAGAAGGAAGUAAGAUCAACACAGUAUCGAAAACAGCCGAUGAUAAUGGAGGAGCAAAAACGACGACGACGACAAAACUUCCACCGACGUUUUCACCGCCAAAGAAAACCGCGGCGCAAAUCCGGGCGGAGCACGCGAAAGAAGUCGGCGUCGCCAAGAAAACGGCAAAAUUCCGAGGCGUGAGCGAACACUCGCGACGCAAGACGUACAAAGCGCCAAGACGGAGAGCGGGUAGUGCUAAACGCGCGCCAAAAGUGUACACGCGCGACGCCGCUCGAAGUGGUGGCUCGAAACACCUCAACGCGGAAAGGAGAGAGCGAAACGCAAAAGGCAAAACCGGGAAAUUUUCCGUCGGCGAGGGCGACGAUGAUUUGUAUAGCAGUAAAAGCAAAUACGACGAUAGUAACGACGAGGACGACAUCGAAAGGAAUAAGCUGGACGCUCUGGCCGCGGAAAAACGCAAAAGAUUAGAGGAGUUGAACGACGACACUUUGCAAAAAUACAUCGCGGAUGUUCGCGAGUGCCUCUCUUUCGUUGCCGAGAAGAAAGGAGUACAAAGUAUGGACGAUACGAACGACGACGACGACAACGACGACGACGAAACAGCGGUAUUGAAAGAGAAACUGCGCUUGGUUUUAGAGCGUGGAUUUGGGUUUCCGGUGUUUAAACCUGGACAAAUAGACGUGAUUUUACGCGUCUUGAGAGGCGCGAACACGUUAGCGUUGUUGCCCACGGGCGCCGGGAAGUCUCUGACGUACCAACUUCCGGCGUUGCUGUUACCUGGGAUCACUUUAGUUAUUUCGCCUUUACUUGCAUUAAUGUCCGAUCAAAUGCGCGGUUUACCGCCGGCUUUAAAAGGCGCGUGUUUACGUUCGGACGCGUCCUACGAAAAGACGGAGGAAACGCUAGAGGAGGUGAAAAGCGGUAACGUUUCGAUUUUAUUCGUUUCUCCGGAAAGACUAUUGAACGAGAAGUUCUUGUGUGCGCUGCGUGAAUGCCCGAACGGAGUAAGUUUAGCGUGCAUCGACGAGGCGCAUUGCGUCUCGGAAUGGUCGCAUAACUUUCGACCGGCGUAUCAUCGACUCGGCUCGAUUUUGUUCAAUCGAGUGAUGAGGAGUGGGAUGAACAACAACAACAACAAUGGUAAAAUGUUCCCAGUGCUAGCGCUCACAGCGACGGCGACGAAGAAGACGGAGAUGAGCUUACGCGAGACUUUGAAUAUUGCCCCCGAGAACGCGCUCAGAAACGAUGCCAUUCGCGAUAACUUGUCCUUAUCGGUUAUCCGCGUGCCGUCGUGCUCGCGAAAUUCAACGCUUUUACACUUCUUGCAAAAAGAUCAUCCGAAAGGAGCGGCAAUAGUGUACGUUGCGUUCAAAAACGAAGCAGAAUCAGUUGCGAAUUACUUGAAGGUUCAGGGCGUGGUCGCUCGUCCCUAUCACGCCGGUCUCGAUAAAAGUGAACGCCACAGAACGCAAAUGCAGUUUCAAGAGAACAAAGUUCGCGUGAUUGUUGCGACGGUUGCUUUUGGCAUGGGUUUAGAUAAACCGGACGUUCGAUAUGUGAUAAACUACGCGUUGCCGAGGUCGCCGGAAGCGUACAUUCAACAGUGCGGCAGAGCCGGUCGAGACGGAAACGAAGCGCAUUGCUUGACUUUUUUGGAUCCGGAAGAUUAUUUACGGUCGCGGUCGUUGACGCACGCGGACGGGUGCGAUGUCACGAGCAUUCGAGAUCUCAUGGAAAUUGUAUUUCUCGGCAACGGCGACGUUUUGAAACCGAAGACGACGCAGAAAAAGAAGAAAAAGCAGGUAAGUGAAGAAGUCUUCAGGGACGAGGACGACGAUAUUGAGAAAAGGAAGACGGAUUACGACGCUUACGGUAAUUGGAUACCGAAGCUCGGGCGUAUAAAACCGGAUGUCAUCGCACCAGUCAUUGACGUAAAACUCGAGGCAAUAGAAACAGCGUUAUCGUGCCUGGAAUUGUGGGGCCGGGACGCGCAGUCGAUAACAUCUCCGGGUUCUCGCGACGUAAAAUUGGACGAGGAGUAUUCAAAUUUACUGCGCGUGCUCCCAGAUUUCCGCUCUACGUGCGAAAUACGCUUCUUCGGCCGCGAUCCGAAAGAGAUUGCAAAGCAAAGCACGCUCGUAGAUGCUAUUCUGAAGCUCUGCCCGGAGCCAAAAGCGGACGGUGCGAGAAUCUUUGACAUUUGCAAAGCGGCAUUUCUAUCCAACUGUUCUCUCGAUGAUGUCGCGUUCCAGUUGAAAGCUUUGCGAGAUAAUAGAGAAGCGGGAUACGAAAUUCGCGACCGAGCGCUUGGUUUCGAGAUUUUACGAGAUCCACCGAAAGGGGAUAAAUUGCGCAAACUAGCGUUUGAUUUAACCAAGCGCUUGGAUGCAGUAGAGAAAGGUAGCGUUGGUAAACUGGAUGCGUUGUAUGCGGCGUUGGAUUACGCCGCGGAUGCAGAAGCGGACGACGUGCAAGGCGCUCGAUUACGCGAAAGUUUGAAGUGGUACUUGAACGCAAGCGAAGAGGAGGGGGAGGAGGAGGAGGUAGAAAGAGUUGAAGAAGAUCCGAACGGAGGAGAAGAAGACGUGCCGGUUCGCAGGGUUGCCGAGGGAGCAAAACGCCCGAAGUGCGUGUUAACGGAAAAGCGGAUGCUCGUCGCCGACAUUCGCGAAAUACUCACGCAUCGCAGAGACGGUAAAGUCGGUGGCGCCGGUAUGCUUCGCGCUCGCGCCGUCGCGCGCAUUUUACACGGUAUAGGGUCCCCGAAGUACCCAGCCGCGGAAUGGCGAAGAGGUAGUUCCGCACAUCUGUGGGAGCGCCAUCGAGACGUCGAUUUCUAUACCGUCGUUGAAAUGUGCAACGCCGAGAUCUUGCGCGUAAGAGGCGUGGUGCCUACGAGCGAUACUAAGAAUAGCGAGUAG